AUGGAAGAUAGUUGGUCUCAGAAGCCAGAAGGAGACUCCAUUUGUUAUCUUUGGGUGCGACAAGACCUAUCUCUAGCAUUUGGACCUCAUUCCUUGCUCUUUUCUCCUCCUCAGUCUUGCUCUUUCUCACGGGUGACGUACGUGUACAAACAGACAGACAUACUCGACUUGACUAUGUGGGGCUCGCUUUUGCUCGCCCCAAUAAGUACCACACCUCCAAACCGCCAUUGUGGAGGUAUAGACAUUGUGUCAAGGUGUGGUGAAACUUGCUCUCACGUUGCAGCCGCCCUAUUUAAAGUUGAAGCAUGUAACAGACUUGAGAUAGCAAAACAGACGUGUACGUCUCAGCCAUGUUUAUAUAAUCAGGCUUUUUCUAAGAAAGUUUCACCAUCUCCCAUCAGUGACAUUGAGUUCUACAACCCAUUUAAGAGAAGGAAAAGAAGUGAGACUAUAUCCAGCCAAAAUAAAAGAAGUAAUAAAUCAUCGGCUGGUGAUGCUAUUCCUCCAACAAAUUUAUGCAGACAAUUUCUUUUACGACAGAUACAUUCUGUUCUUCCUUCUGCUGCAAUAUUCACUGUAGUUCCAGGUUUUGUGCAGCCAGUUGUAUGUGACACUGUUGAACAGGCACAAUCAUUUGAUUCCCAUGAGUCAAGUCCUGAAUCAACUGAACCACCAACAACUGCUGUUUCAUACCCAAAUUCCAUAUUUAUGGUAGCACAAGACUCGUCACAAAAAUCCACAAAUGUUGACCUGCCUCUCCUUUCUUCUUUAUACAAUCCAUCUAUGUUGAAGGAGCACAUAUCACAAGAUUUAUUUAAUUCCAUAAAGGUGACCCAGUCAGCAGCUAUAAAUUAUAUUUAGAGACCAUGGAACAGUCGUUAUCUAAGCUGUGGUAUGAUCAUAGGGCUGGACAAAUAACUGCUUCCAACAUGCACAAGGUAUUGAAUUAUACUGGACGACGUUACCCAUUAUCAAUAAUAAAAAGUAUAAUACAGUAUUACAAGAUAUCUGAAAAUGUUCCAUCUUUAAAGUGGGGCAGAGAGAAGGAAGUCACUGCAAUAGAGCAAUAUACUAGAGAAAUGAUGAAGACACUUGAAGACUUGAAAGUUUCAAGUUGUGGUCUCAUCAUUGAUCCUAAAUAUCCAUAUCAUGGGGCAAGCCCAGAUGGGUUGGCAUCCUGUUCUUGUUGUGGAGUUCAUUUACUAGUGAUAAAGUGUCCAUAUAAACAUUGGAAUUCAAAGCCAGAGAACAUUGUUGAUUCAAAGUUCUUUCUUCAGUACAAUGAUCAGAAUGACUUACAGUUGUCACGAGAUCAUGAAUACUAUACUCAUGUGCAAGGGCAAUUAUACCUUAGCCAUCAAAGUCAGUGCGAUUUUGUGUGCUGGACAACAGCUGGUUUUUAUAUAGAAACUGUUCCUCUUGAUGAUUCAUUCAAAGCCAAGCUUAUGCCAAAGCUGGAAUACUUUUUUAAAAAGUAUGUUGUCCCAGAACUGGUCUGUAAA
Molecule: messenger RNA, 1502 nt
Organism: Amphimedon queenslandica
Lineage: Eukaryota; Metazoa; Porifera; Demospongiae; Haplosclerida; Niphatidae
Exons: 4
Coding region: 1-861 (286 amino acids)
Source: RefSeq, a predicted model, not a curated record